Oncorhynchus nerka (sockeye salmon) is the source of this 4380-nucleotide messenger RNA. It is a transcript of the gene p4htmb, whose product is annotated as prolyl 4-hydroxylase, transmembrane b. Lineage: Eukaryota; Metazoa; Chordata; Actinopteri; Salmoniformes; Salmonidae. Gene Ontology annotation, biological process: peptidyl-proline hydroxylation to 4-hydroxy-L-proline. Gene Ontology annotation, molecular function: procollagen-proline 4-dioxygenase activity; L-ascorbic acid binding; calcium ion binding. Bases 428 to 2026 code for a protein of 532 amino acids. The record is from RefSeq and is a predicted model, not a curated record. Gene Ontology annotation, cellular component: endoplasmic reticulum. The transcript has 10 exons.
ACCGCUAGCGCGUUGUGGAACACAUAGUUCAUUAUUUUCCAUUCAUGAAUUAUCCGUUACAUACUGUAUAUUUUGAAUGAGUUUAACCACCUUGCAAUGUUUGGAAAUGCGGGCUUUUAUUUUUAUGGUUUGCAUUACCAUAGAGAGGUGACAUUAUCGUUAGUGCUGCUAGCAAAAUAGUAGUGUACAGUAGUUGUCAGGGGAAUGGCGUGUUGUCCGUCUCAAAACAAACGCCACGAAGAUAUUUGUGGCAGAAAUGAGAGGUCGGACGCAUAUUUUUUUUGUUUUUCAAUGCAAAUAGAUGAUCACUGCACCAAAAACCUUCGAAUGUAUAAAUCGCACACCUUUUGAUAUGGUUCUUUCCCCUCUAUUUUUGGAGGUGCGCAGCACGGACUGUUGAAACCGCAACGUGAACCAGAGACGUUGGAUGCAGUCCUGGUCCAAAAGGUACUCAGAACAACAAACCCGUGAUAAGCUUAUGGUCCAUCAUCAUAUCAGGUCAAAUAUGAUUGAACCACAGGACUGCGACGACAGUGAUGAACAUGAUGAAGCCGUUCCAUUACCAACCCUACCCCCUAUGCCACGAGAGCGAGUCCCGUUGCAGAGGAGCAACGUGUGCUCCCGCUCUUACUUCAUGGUGGUAAUGGUCUUUUUCCAUGUAUACAUCAUCAAUGUCAUUGCGCUACUCCUCUACGUGCACUACAACAACAGCCCUGGAGAGGUACUGGCCACCCCGAAGGCAAGCGGUGGAAGCAAUCAUCACAAGCCCCCCGAGUUCAAUCAGCAACAGUCAGAUUCUGGCUUUCAGCAGCAUAUGUACCUUCCACGCCUAGAGGGCAUACGGGUGGGCCAUGUCCAGAAGUUGUCACUGGUGCCAGGCAAUGUGCAUGAGAUGCGGACCCUGAGUCUGAAGCCCCUGCUGUUUGAGAUCCCAGGGUUCCUGUCUGAAGAGGAGUGUCGUGUGGUGGUGCAGCUGGCCCAGCUGAAGGGCCUGAUGGAGAGCCAGGUGAUGGUGCCUGAGGGACAGGAGGAGCUGACGGAGCAGCUCAACCUCAGCCCUGAGGAGAUCUUCAACCUGCUAGACCUCAACCAGGACGGACAGCUACAACUCCAGGAGAUAUUGACACAUUCACGAGUGAGGGAUGGGAUCUGGCUGACACCAGAGAAUCUGAAAGAGAUCUAUGCUGGACUGAAGGCUGACCCUGACGGUAACGGCUUGCUGAGCCUGGAGGAGUUCAGGCGUCUGGGCAGUGAUGCGUUCCAGCGUUUCUUGCAGCAGCGCGGAGUGAAGAGCAGCCAGCUGGUCAGGAACAGCAGACACACCUGGCUGUACCAGGGACAGGGGGCACACCAGGUUCUCCGAGACCUCAAGAAGAGGGUGGCCCGUCUGACCCGGAUGCCCUCUGCGUUGGUGGACCUGAGUGAGCCCCUCCAGGUGGUACGUUAUGAGCACGGAGGCCACUACCACGCCCACCACGACAGCGGCCCUGUCUACCCUGAGACCGCCUGCACGCACACGCGCCUCGCCGCCAACACCUCCACACCCUUCGAGACCUCCUGCAGGUACAUCACCGUUCUCUUCUACCUGAACUCGGUUGAGGGGGGCGGGGAGACCGCGUUCCCUGUGGCAGACAACAGGACCUAUGAGGAAGUGUCUCUGAUCCAGAACAAUGUGGAUCUAAUGGACACGAGGAAGAACUGUGAUAGGAGCAACCUAAGGGUAAAGCCUACUAAAGGGACAGCCGUGUUCUGGUACAACUACCUUUCUGACGGACAAGGCUGGGUGGGGGAGCAGGAUGAGUACUCUCUGCACGGCGGCUGUGUGGUCACCCGCGGCACUAAGUGGGUGGCCAAUAACUGGAUCAACAUCGACCCAGACUACCAGCGCCAGGCUCGCUACCAGCAGCUGGUGUCACAGCAGGGGGAAGAGAAAGAGGGGGGGGAGGGGGAGGACGAGGGGGAGGGAGAGCAGUCUCAGCCCCGCUCUGAACAACUGCAAACUGCUGACUCCCAUCAGGAACUGUAGCUGUACUGCUGUAGCCGAAACCGAAAAAAAAUGACCUCCCCUUAGGUCCACUAAUUACACUAGUUCCAAUCUCAGAAGAGUUAUGGGUGGUCCAGACUUUGUAGUUAGUGGGCCUAGACCUCCCCCACCCCUCUUCUUCAGCCUAAAGCUACCACAAAGAUACCUCUCUACCCACCUCCCCAACCUAACUUGACUCUGCCAUGCUGUGCACAACCUCCCAUGACGACACCUCUGCGGCCAGUACAUAGAGAGAUAGUUGAUAUUCAGGGACUGUGGUAAACUUUGGAUUUAUGCAACUGAGAAGGGGUCUAAUGUUGUUGUUCAGAUGUCCUUGUUUGUUCAUUAUUAGUUGUGUUUUCUCAGCUGAAUUUAUGCAUACUUCCAAACUUCGUUUACGUUAUAUACUUAUGCACAAUUUUACCUUCUGUGUGUCACAAAACAUUAGUGUUAUAUUUUUUUGUGAGUGAGACUGACGCUCUGAUACACACAUUGCGGAGGGGGGGCGGGGGUCGACUAUGCUACUACUUGCAUGUACGUACCUUCGUAUGAGCUGUUAGGUUAGACUUUAUACAUGUUAUUAGUGUGUCAUGAUAGCCAUAGACUGUCAGCUGUAAUCCUCGUUUUCUUUUAGCUUGACGAUGUCUGUCAUCACCCAAAGACCCCCCCCAUCCAUGUGAUGAAGCAUGUUAACUGUUAUUUAAGUGUUGCACAAAUUUACUUCAUUAUUUUAUUUGUUAGUUUGUUUAUUUAUUCGACAUUCUUUAUGUAUAUACAAUACCAGUCAAAAGUUUGGACAAACCUACUCAUUCAAGGGUUUUUCUUUAUUUUGACUAUUUUCUACAUUGUAGAAUAAUAGUGAAGACAUCAAAACUAUGAAAUAACACAAAUAGAAUCAUGUAGUAACCAAAAAAGUGUUUAACAAAUCAAAAUAUGUUUUAUAUUUUACAUUUUUCAAAGUAGCCACCCUUUGCCUUGAUGACAGCUUUGCACACUCUUGGCAUUCUCUCAACCAGCUUCAUGAGGUAGUCACCUGGAAUGCAUUUCAAUUAGUUGUUGCAACAAGGUAGGGGUGGUAUACAGAAGAUAGCCCUAUUUGGUAAAAUACCAAAUCCAUAUUAUAGCAAGAACAGCUCAAAGAAGCAAAGAGAAACAUCCAUCUAUAAUUAUUUUAAGACAUGAAGGUCAGUCAACACGGAACAUUUCAGGAACUUUGAAAGUUUAUUUAAGUGCAGUCCAAAAAAAACAUCAACACUAUGGUGAAACUGGCUCUCAUGAGGACCGCCACAGGAAAGGAAGAUCCAGAGUUUCCUCUGCUGUAGAUGACAAGUUCAUUAGAGUUACCAGCCUCAGAAAUUGCAGCCCAAAUAAAUGCUUCACAGAGUUCAAGUAUCAGACACAUCUCAACAUCAACUGUUCAGAGGAGACUGUAAAUCAGGCCCCCAUGGUUGAAUUGCUGCAAAUAAACCCCUACUAAAGGACACCAAUGAGAAGAAGAGACUUGCUUGGGCCAAGAAACACGAGCAAUGGACUUUAGACUGGUGGAAAUCUGUCCUUUGGUCUGAUGAGUCCAAAUUUGCGAUUUUUGGUUACAACCGCCGUGUCUUUGUGAGACGCUGAGUAGGUGAACGGAUCUCUGCGUGUGUGUUUCCCACUUGAAGCAUAGAGGAGGAGGUGUGAUGGUGUGUGGGUGCUUUGCUGGUGACACUGUCAGUGAUUUCUUUAGAAUUCAAGGCACACUUAACCAGCAUGGCUACCACAGUAUUCUGCAGAAAUACGCCAUCCCAUCUGGUUUGUGCUUAGUGGGACUAUCAUUUGUUUUUCAACAGGGCAAUGAACCAACACACAUCCAGGCUGUGUAAAGGCUUUUUGACCAAGAAGGAGAGUGAUGGAGUGCUGCACCAGAUGAUCUGGCCUCCACAAUCACCCGACCUCAACCCAAUUGAGAUGGUUAGGGAUGAGUUGGACCGCAGAGUGAAGGAUAAGCAGCCAACAAGUGCUCAGCAUAUGUGGGAACUCCCUUAAGAUUGUUGGAAAAGUAUUCCAGGUGAAACUGGUUGAAAGAAUGCCAAGAGUCUGCUAAGCUGUCAUCAAGGAAAAGGGUGGCUACUUUGAAAAAUCUAAAAUGUAAAAUAUAUGACUGGUACUGUAUAUAUGUAUGCUUGUGUCACUUGCAUCCAUUAUUUCUCGUCCUACUACAGGUAUUGAAUUUCUAUUUAUUUUAAGUAUUAUUUAUUACUUAUUUAUUCCAAAUGUUUCACUUUCCAUGUUGUGUUGUUCACCUUGUUUGGUGUUUGUUUCCAAAUGCACUGAAUCACUUUCCUCUGCUCCAAAUAAAGUUUACUUUAGAUUUUGAA